This is a messenger RNA of Penicillium canariense, 1929 nucleotides long. Its product is annotated as TFIIH subunit TFB1 family protein. Bases 1 to 1929 code for a protein of 642 amino acids. Lineage: Eukaryota; Fungi; Ascomycota; Eurotiomycetes; Eurotiales; Aspergillaceae. Gene Ontology annotation, biological process: nucleotide-excision repair; transcription by RNA polymerase I; transcription by RNA polymerase II. The transcript is spliced from 2 exons. Gene Ontology annotation, cellular component: transcription factor TFIIH core complex; transcription factor TFIIH holo complex. The record is from RefSeq and is a predicted model, not a curated record.
AUGGCACCUCUGAGCGGAGCGGUCUCAUACAAAAAGAAAGAUGGCACCCUAACCCUGUCCAAAGAUGAGCAGACACUCACCUGGACUCCAGCUGUCGCCGGUGUGGGGGGUGUGAAUAUUCCUGUGUCGACCAUUACCAAUCUACAACAGACCCCCGCCACGAACCCUAAAGUGAUGCUCAAGGUCUUUGUUCUUCCCCCGAAUUCCCCGGCGUAUAGCACACCGAUCCAGUAUGUCUUUUCGUUCACGGCUGGGCCGGACUCCGCCCGCCCGCAGGCCGAUGCAAUCAAAACCGCACUGAGCACCCGAAUGAACGCGAUCAAGACAGGAACACCCUCGCAGACGCCGACACCCGGCGGCGGUGGUGGGGGUGCGCCGAUGUCUGCGGCAAUGGCAAUUGCCAGUGCAGUUACGUCGGCCGGGUUGUCGAAGAACCCGUGGGACGACGACAAUAGGCUGAAGGGAGAUGUGGAGCUGCAACAGUCACUGCUGAAAGCCGACCCCACGUUACAGCGGAUGUUCAUGGAGUCGAUGCACACAAAGCCGGAUAGCCUGACCUCGGGGCAGUUCAUGUCCCAGUUCUGGUCGAGCCGCUGCCACCUCUUGCGCGCACAUGCGAUCGAGCGGACUCAGACUCGUGGCUCGUAUAACGUUCUGUCAUCGCUAAAGCCGCGCCAAGAGGAGAACGUGACCCGGAUGAAUAUUAGCAAGGAGCAGAUUUCGCUUAUCUUUACUCAGCACCCGCUCGUCAAGCGCGUGUAUGACCAGAAUACCCCCAAGCUGAAUGAGCAACAAUUUUGGUCGCGGUUCUUCCAGAGCCGCCUGUUCAAGAAGCUGCGUGGAGAACGUAUCACUGAUAAGGAUGCUACCGAUGCUAUUUUGGAUAAGUAUCUACAAGAAGAGAAUACAGACGCUAACCGCGAGGCGUUCGUCCCACACUUUAUGGACUUGGCUGGAAAUGAAGGCCAUCACAGCCAGCGCCGUGGAAACCGGCCGGAUCUAGACAUGCGGCCUUCUGGUGCAGACAAAGUGCCUAUCAUUCGGACACUCAACCAUCUUAGUGAGAAGAUCAUGGCCAACGUUGCGCCAGCAGAUGGCGACGUAACUGCUCCCAUCGGUAUAGAUGAGGAGACUUGGCAGCAAAUGCAGUUGCGAGAUCUCCAGGGAGAUGAGGAGCAGACCCGCGUCACCCUCAACAUCCGCGAUCAAAGCCGCUUCUUCGAGCAGACCCAGGAGGACGAGCAGACCCGGGCAUUUGCCCGGCAAGAUCCACACCAGAUCUUGAAGACUCUUCGGACGGAGAUCGCAGUGAGUCUUCCGCUUGGUGGUACUGCGCCACUUCAGAAAAUUGUCGAUCCAGGUGACGACGAUGACGAGGAGAUGGAAGGUGUACCGGCCGGCAAGCGUCCCGUCGGAUCGUCUGCGGCCAUGCACGAUGCAUUUGCUCAGAUCCUGAGUGCCGUCCGAGAGCGGCGCGACCACCUGAAUGAGGGGUCCACGUCCGAUACCUACGGACUUUCCGUAGGGCUUUAUGACCGGCUGAUCCUAACACAGGCCACGUCAACCGAGUUCCUGAACCAGUUCUGGCAAGCCUUCCUCUCUGGAAACCCGGAACGCGCUGGCGAAGUUCAAUCUCUAUCCGAAUCACUGGCGCGCUCAAUGGAGCGCAUCAAAGCCGUGGCCAAUGACGCUGAAGCCGAACGCCAGGUUGAAGUCGACCGGCGCAAGCACGCCGCGCGCGAGUAUUUCGAAAGAACCAAGCGCAAGCCCAGGCUGAACCUGGAUGAGAUUGAGGGCGGGCAGAAAGUGGUCAAUCAGCUGCUUGGGCCGACAUCGUCCGCGUUGCAGCUAGCAAUGGCCCGGUACCAGACAGCGCUGGAGGCGGAGAAGGCGGAGGUGGCCAGAGAAGCAGCCUCGAUGGCUGUUUAA